AUGGCUCUCCUCAAGAACUCCCUCAUGCUCCAGGGGCGGUUGCGCCAUGCGGCGGCGGCGGCGGCACUCACGGCGCGGCGCGGCGCGGCGACGUCGACGGAAGAGUACGCGCGCCGGAACUACGCCGAUAACACCUCCGAGUACAACACGGUCAUCGGGUCGCUCGUCGCCCAGCGCAGGCCCUUCCUUCUGCGUGAUGCUUAUGAUGACAUGAUGCUUGAUGGCGUGAAGCCUGAGCGGGAUACAUUCCACACACUCAUAGUCGGUACCAUGAAAGGCAGCCGGCUACAAGAUGCACUCUACUUCCGUGAUCAGAUGAAAGAAAUGGGUUUGCAGCCUGAUGUUAACCUUUACAACUUCUUGAUCUCCACUUGUGGAAAAUGCAAGAACUCAGAUGCAGCAAUCAUGCUUUUAGAAGAAAUGAAGGCACAUGGUGUUAAGUUGAAAGGAGAAACCUACAUUUGUCUACUGAAUGCGCUUGCAUCAACAGGGCAGACUGAUCAAGUGUAUGCCAUAGUUAGUGAUAUGAGUGCUGCUGGUCUUGGAUUAAACAAGUUUUGUUAUGCCGGACUGAUAACUGCAUUCAAGAACAAGACACCAACCACUGAGGAAACCAUGGCAAAGAUUCUUGACUUUGUCAGGCAGUCGAAAGGUUGGCAAUAUGUUGAAAGAGUAUCAAGGGACAGUGCUGAGAAUAUAAUGAUGAAUGUGUCAGAGGAAGAGCUAUACAACCUCCCAACAGCAGAAUAUGUAAAUAGACGAGGAGGAUUUGUCUUUAAACAACAUACAGUUUAUCAUGUUGCUAUCCAUGCUUGUGCAGAACUGCGGAGCAAAGAGACACUUGAAGCACUUCUGGAAAUGUUCAAUAAGGAUAAUAGAGAUGGAUCUACUUAUGAUGCCUACAUGGUGAUGCAAGCUAUGAGGUGUUACCUACGGUGUGGAGAUAUUGAUUCUGCUGUUAAGAUGUUUGAAGAGUAUUCAAGCUCAAGAUCCCCACCCGCGGAGUUGUAUGUGACACUUGCUGAGGGAGCUAUGAUUGGGUACACUCCAAGAGGAAUGCAACUUGCUCAAGAAACUAUAGAGAAAAUGAUUUCAAGAAAUUUCUUCUUGAAUGCCAGGCUGGGAACUGAUCUCCUACUUGCAGCUGCCGGUGAAACGACUGGUGGAUAUACAACUGCAAAUUAUGUCUGGGAUCUCCUGCAAAGCCGUAAUGUCACUCCAAAUCUUCCUGCUGUUGAGGCAUACCACAAGGGUUUGACGGCGCGAGAGAUUCCUUCUGACGAUCCACGGCUUCUCAACGUUGCCCGCGUCUUGGACAACUUGCAGCUCCGAUUUGGACCAAGAAGAAACACUCAGUAA
Messenger RNA from Miscanthus lutarioriparius, 1359 nucleotides. The record is from the annotation of a GenBank genome assembly. NCBI's taxonomy places the organism in Eukaryota, Viridiplantae, Streptophyta, Magnoliopsida, Poales, Poaceae.